GUUUCGAGUUGACUAACUGUAUACGGAACAUGCCUCGGCGGGGAAACUCGGAGGCAUCACUUCGUCUUCGGUGCGACUCUACCAUUGUUGGAACAUUAUUGGAGCACUGUUGGGAACAUUUCCUUCUACACGAUUCAAAUGUUGAACGUUACGAAUUCCGUUUCAACAAGAAUACUCUCGCUUUGAUUACGCAUCGAUCGCAUAGCUAGGACCGCCAAUAUGCCCGUGGAAUCCUCAUACCCUCCAUUCGAGGUCCCAACCUCAGAUCUCUGGACGUUUCUGUUCGAAAGGAAAGAGAAACCGUACGGAGACGACAAAUUGCUGUAUAUCGAUCCUUCCACGAAGCGAGGAUAUACAUAUGCCCAAUGCAAAGAUGCGGCCAAGGAGUUCGGUAUGGGCCUGAAAGCGCUCUGGGACUGGGAGAAGGGUGAUGUCCUCGCAUUGUAUACACCGAAUUGCAUCGAUACGCCGGCCAUUAUGUGGGGAUGCCAUUGGGCUGGGGGCGUACUAUCCCCAGCCAACCCAGCCUAUACCGUGGAUGAGCUUGCGUUCCAGCUCAAGGACUCCGGAGCGAGGGCUCUUGUAACCCAGCUUCCAUUCAUCGAGAAUGCCAAAGCAGCCGCGAAGAAGGCCGGUAUACCCGAAGACAUGGUCAUCCUGAUGGGAGACGCAAGAGAUUCUGGACGAACGAAACACUUCACAAGUGUCCGGAACAUAAGCCGCGCCACGAGGUACCGCAAGACGAAGAUCCAGGCUGAUAAGGACCUUGCGUUCUUGGUUUAUUCGUCGGGCACCAUGGGCUACCCGAAGGGGGUUAUGCUCACCCACACCAACAUCGUUUCGAACAUUUUGAUGAUCAAAGCUGGAGAGAGUGGGAAUCUCAAAACUUCCGGUGGUCCCGAUGGCCAAGGCGACAAAAUUCUUGCUUUCCUGCCUUUCUUCCAUAUCUAUGGUCUCACCUGUUUGAUUCACCAGUCGAUGUACUCAGGGAUCACCCUGGUCGUGAUGGAGAAGUUUGAGUUGGAAAGGUUCUGCCAAAUCGUUCAGGAGUACAAGAUCUCUUUCGUAUAUAUGGUCCCGCCUAUCGUUCUGGCGCUGAGCAAGCAUCCGAUCGUCGAUAAAUACGAUUUGAGCAGCAUCAGAAUGAUCAACUCGGGGGCUGCCCCGCUGACCCAUGAUAUUGUCGAUGCUGUCUAUAAGAGACUGAAAGUCCCGAUCAAGCAAGGUUACGGCCUUAGCGAAACGAGCCCGACCACUCAUACACAGCCAUGGGAAGAUUGGAAUCGCAAAUUGGGCUCCGUCGGUCGACUACUUCCGAAUCAAACCGCCAAGUACAUGGACGAGACAGGAACCAAGGAGGUCCCUGCCGGUACUCCUGGCGAGUUGUGGAUCAAAGGACCAAACAUCUUCAAAGGCUACCUCAAUAAGCCGGAGCUUACCGCCGAGGCCAUCGCUGCUGAUGGCUACUUCAAAACCGGCGACGUCGGAUACGUAGACGACGAAGGCAACUUCUACAUCACCGACCGUGUCAAGGAGCUCAUCAAGUACAAAGGCUUCCAGGUUGCGCCGGCAGAACUCGAAGGUACCUUAACAUCGAACGAUAUGAUCCAAGAUGCUGGUGUGAUUGGAGUAUACGAUGCUUCACAAGCCACCGAGCUCCCCAUUGCGUUCGUCGUUCCCGCGGCGGGAGUGGAACCGAGCAAAGACACGGAGCAGAAGAUCGUCAAGUGGUUGGAAGGCAAAGUUGCUCCACAUAAGCGGCUUCGAGGAGGCGUCAGAUUUGUUGAGGAAAUCCCGAAGAGUGCGUCAGGCAAAAUCUUGAGGAGGAUAUUGAAAGAACAGCUUGCAAAGGAGGGUCCCAAGUCAAAGUUGUAAAGAUAGGUGUGUGUAGCUAUUAUUGAGCGUACUUGUCCUGCACUAUAUCCACACAUGGAGCUGGUAGGGAAUACAAGCCCC
This is a messenger RNA of Eremomyces bilateralis CBS 781.70, 1956 nucleotides long. Its product is annotated as acetyl-CoA synthetase-like protein. Lineage: Eukaryota; Fungi; Ascomycota; Dothideomycetes; Eremomycetales; Eremomycetaceae. The transcript is spliced from 4 exons. The record is from RefSeq and is a predicted model, not a curated record. Gene Ontology annotation, molecular function: CoA-ligase activity. Bases 220 to 1875 code for a protein of 551 amino acids. Gene Ontology annotation, biological process: secondary metabolic process.